Messenger RNA from Kogia breviceps (pygmy sperm whale), 3265 nucleotides. RefSeq names its product cap binding complex dependent translation initiation factor (gene CTIF). The record is from RefSeq and is a predicted model, not a curated record. Lineage: Eukaryota; Metazoa; Chordata; Mammalia; Artiodactyla; Physeteridae. Gene Ontology annotation, molecular function: RNA binding; translation activator activity; protein binding. Gene Ontology annotation, biological process: regulation of translational initiation. Gene Ontology annotation, cellular component: cytosol.
CCUCUCCCCCACCCGCCCCUCCCUCCCUCUUUCCCUCCCCUCCCUUCCUCCCCUGUCGGCUGGGUUUCUGCGCUGGGGCGCCGGAGCCCCUCCGCAGCCGGGACGCGCGGAACUCGAGGCUGGAGUCGGCUCUCCCGAGCCUCCUCCCUCCCUUCUCCUUCCCUGCCCCCUUCCCCCACCCCCCGACUAGGGCUCGGAGCGGCGGCCAGAGGAACCCCGAGCCCAGGCCCCUGAGCGGGAGGGAUGGAGAACUCCUCAGCAGCAUCGGCCUCCUCCGAGGCCGGGAGCAGCCGCUCCCAGGAGAUCGAGGAGCUUGAGCGGUUCAUCGACAGCUACGUGCUUGAGUACCAGGUGCAGGGGCUGCUGGCAGAUAAGACGGAGGGGGACGGCGAGAGUGAGAAGACGCAGUCCCACAUCUCCCAGGAGGAAGCGAUCAAUGGUGGACCACCUAUGAAAGGCUUAACAGAAGAAUGGACGGCGGACUGCAGCUAUUCCUUCCCCCGAGGGCGAGCCCCGCUGCAGCAGAAUGGCAGCAAAGACACCUCUCUGGACAUGCUGGGCACAGAUAUCUGGGCUGCCAACACCUUUGAUUCCUUCAGUGGUGCCACCUGGGACCUGCAGCCUGAAAAGCUGGACUUCACCCAGUUCCACCGGAAGCUCCGACACACGCCCAAGCAGCCCCUGCCACACAUCGACCGUGAAGGGUGUGGAAAAGGGAAGCUGGAAGAUGGGGAUGGAAUCAACCUGAAUGACAUCGAGAAGGUCCUCCCAGCCUGGCAGGGCUACCACCCGAUGCCACAUGAGGUGGAGAUUGCACACACGAAGAAGCUGUUCCGGAGGAGGAGAAAUGACCGAAGGCGGCAGCAGAGACCCCCAGGAGGGAACAAGCCUCAACAGCACGGUGACCACCCACCGGGCAGUGCCAAACACAACAGGGACCACCAGAAAUCCUACCAGGGGGGCUCAGUGCCCCACCCCUCAGGGAGGUCCACCCAUCAUGGCUACAGCCAGAACCGGCGCUGGCACCACAGCAACAUGAAGCAUCCACCAGGCGACAAGGGGGAGGCAGGCGCCCACCGCAAUGCCAAAGAGACCGUGACCAUGGAGAGCCCCAAACUCGAGGACGCCCUGGGGGAUGCCGGGCACAGCGGCCUCGAGCCCCCCUGCAGCCCUGAUGCCCUGGCCCCGGUGGCUUCCGAGAGGCUGCCCCUGCUGCAGCCAGGGGGUCCAGAGGCUGAGACAAAGCGUAAAGACAGUAUUACUCCCGAGCGCAGCGGGGAGCGGCCCAAAAUUACCCUGCUCCAGUCUUCCAAAGACAGGCUGCGGCGAAGGCUGAAAGAAAAGGUACCGGACGAAGUGGCCGUGGAGACCACCAACCCUCAGCAGAACAAGAUGGACAAGUUGAUUGAGAUCCUGAACAGCAUGAGGAACAACAGCAGCGACGUGGAUGCCAAGCUCACCACCUUCAUGGAGGAGGCCCAGAACUCCACCAACUCCGAGGAGAUGCUGGGAGAGAUCGUCCGCACCAUCUACCAGAAGGCCGUGUCCGACCGCAGCUUUGCUUUCACGGCCGCCAAGCUCUGUGACAAGAUGGCGCUCUUCAUGGUGGAGGGGACCAAGUUCCGGAGCCUGCUCCUCAACAUGCUUCAGAAGGACUUCACAGUGCGGGAGGAGCUGCAGCAGCAGGACGUGGAGCGCUGGCUGGGCUUCAUCACCUUCCUGUGCGAGGUCUUCGGCACCAUGCGCAGCAGCACAGGCGAGCCCUUCCGCGUGCUCGUCUGCCCCAUCUACACCUGCCUCAGGGAGCUCUUGCAAUCUCAGGAUGUGAAGGAAGAUGCCGUCCUGUGCUGCUCGAUGGAGCUGCAGAGCACAGGCCGACUGCUGGAGGAGCAGCUGCCCGAGAUGAUGGCGGAGCUCCUGGCCAGUGCCCGCGACAAAAUGCUGUGCCCCUCGGAGUCGAUGCUGACCCGCUCCCUGCUGCUGGAGGUCAUCGAGCUCCACGCCAACAGCUGGAACCCUCUGACGCCCCCCAUCACGCAGUACUACAACAGAACCAUCCAGAAACUGACAGCCUGACAGCCAGGGGGCCUGGCGGGUGGCCCGAGGGCAGCUGGGGCCCUGGUGCACAGAGCCAGAUGGACAGGCGGGAGGACAGGGGUGGCCCUGCCGGCAGAAAGAAAUGGGGAGGAAGGCAAGCAGAGCCGGCGGCCAGUAUGGAGCCAGACGGGGAAGGGACCAAAGCCCUAGGAGGAGCGCCCCCCUACCCGAGCCCCCCAGCCCGAGCAUGCGGCAGCUCACACCAGUAAGGGAAGCAUGUUUCUUCCUCACGGUGGCCCGGCCCUCCCCCUCCUCACUCCCACUCCUCCCCACCCCCUCCCAUGCAACAUGUCCCCGGCAGGGCUGUGUGCAAGGGGUUCAUCUCUGCGACUCCUUAGAGGCCUUGGCAGCCCGCACGCAGGGUACAGCUUGGGUCAGAAAGGACCUCAGAAGGCGGAAAAAGUGGGUCGGAGACGGGCUUGCAUUGUUCCCACAUGCUGUCAGCAGCAGUCGCCAACUGGCAGCAGGCGACGUGUAGCAGAUGUCCGGGAGGACAAAGGCAGGCACGGUCCCCACCAGCGGCCCGUAAUUGACGGCCUUUGUCCUUACGGCCGAGCGGGGGGGACAGAGGCGGUCUCCUCUAACCUUCAUGCUCCACCCUCCCCACUUCCAGCCUCCUCCCUUCAGCCCCCAAGCUGCAGGCCCCGGGGGCCGGGGGCGGGCCCGGGGCCUGGAGGGGAGAUGGAGUUUUUCGUUCUACUUGCACUCUUUUGUUUCACUGUGUUUUAUUUUUUUCAAAAGUCAGCUGCUUUGAAGUCUCCUCUCUCAACGCAAAGCGCCUGCGUUGCGAUCACACAGUCAGCACGGCGAGGACCCCCUGAUUAGAGGGAGAUCAAACCCGGCCCCCUCUGGAAGGAUUCUAGCCACAGACAGCUUGCCAGUAGCCAAUUAGGGUAAUUGGAAACUUCUGCCCCGGCAGGGGAACCCGCUGGAACCCUGUGCUCCUCAGCCCCCCGCUUCCAGUACCUCUGUUCUCUCUUUUUCUAGCUUCCUCCCUCAAAGGGCCGAUACUGUCGCUGCUGGGAAAGCAUUAAACCCGUCCUGCCCCGGGGCCUUAUAGUGAACCGGGCUCAGAACGAACGAGGCUGGCAAAUUAAAACCAAAACGCCCGGUGAUGCUUCCCGGCUCCACACACAGGUCUUGUCCCGAGCUCUCACCGCGGGAGAAU